CGGUGACUGAUUCCUUGGUCAAUGUUGGAAGAUGAAACAACGAUUGAACUUGACGCUUCUUCUACUGUAGGCUAUUGUCGAAACGUUUCAACAAUAUUUCCCAGGCGAUCUGAUAAUUGGCCUUAGUAAUUGUCAGCGGGUCUAUCAGGCUUUCGGUUCUCCGUGAAGACAUCUCGAUCGAGCGCUCUGUCGAUGUUGUAUUGCUGUUGUUUCCCUAUUGUUGUAGCUAUUCUGUUUACUGCUAUUUUCUGCGCGUGUCGUGAUUCCAGGGACGUAGUGUUGGGUGGAUGAUAACUCUCCAACAGUAGUGUUGUUUAUGGUUCACACGAAGGGUUAGUUGUCUGGCAAUGAACACCAGGUUUAGACGAAAAAUGUUAAUUUGUCAUCACUCCAUCGAGUUCAGAUUAAAAUCGUCCCCUUUCCAGCUACGAAUUCAGAUUCGAUAUUCGCGUUUGCGGCUCACCAAUGCUUUCCCGUUCAUCUAACCACCGUGCGCUGUAUAUUUCCCGAAGCUAAUUAAUGAGUCCGUUUUAUUGCACGAUUUAAAAUUCCGCGGUAAUCGCCACCGGGAAACUGUUGAAUUAAAACCAAAUUAAAAGAUAUUAUCAUUCGUCACACCAGUUCGAUGGCCAUAUAACAUCGCGCAUCGGACAUAUCGGGUUGUCGUUCGUAUAAAGCACCCCUCACCCGAGUAGUGGAUUACACGUUUAACCCGACGGCAAUUACUAUCACACCCCGGAUUCGUAGCGAAUUUAUUAUUUUCGUUGCUCAUAUUGUGGUCAGCACAUUCCCCCGUAUCAUUCCCGUGGAAUCCCAAGCGCCCCAGAAACAUGCGGGAGCGCGCGAGAUUAUGUCUCACUGAUUAAAUUUAAUCGCGAAUUACGAUCUAGUUAUUUAAAGUCAGCUCAUUUGCAAUCGUAUCGUUUAAUCACUGCGUAGCGCCCCCGUGAAUUGAAAUCAGUCGAUAUUUAAAUUGAGUUGCGAAUAUAUUGAUAAAUUAAGCGAAAUUGUAUUUUUGAAUCUAAUCGGACAUUUUAUACCAUUGAAAGUGUACACUAGGUUUUAAGGUGCAUCGAACUUUUGGAGAAUUGCGCAAAUCUGGCAAUGAUGGUACAAAUGAUGACCUGGGCACUUGCCUGGGUGUCAUUGGUGAUAUGCUUAGAUGAUGGAUUCGAUAUGAUGGCGUGGAAUAGGAUUAUUAUGAUUACAGUCAUCACUAUUGAUACAUUCAUAUUUUGCGAUUUCGGAACCCAACUUAAGGAUGAGAGUUUCGCCGUAUCAACGGCAAUGUACAACCAAUGUCAGUGGUAUAAUUUGCCAGUGGACGUCCAGAAGUCACUUUCAUUAUUGCUGCACAGGUCACAAAAGAAGGACGGUAUUACCGGUGCAAAGUUCUUCUACGUGGAUCGCGAGCAGUUCGCCAGGGUGGCACAAACGUCCUAUUCGAUGUACUUGGUGUUGAAGGAACGGUUGUGAGCUAUUCGCUUGGGAUGGUUUAUUUAAUAUAUGAAUAUCGACUUCUGACCGUUUGAGCAAACACAGAUGUUGCUGAAUGAUAUUGUUAUGAGUAAAGAAGCACUUAUUUUAAAAUAGUUUUCAUUGCACCUUUCAAUUUAGUGUGGGAUUUAUUUCCAUUCUAGUAGUGAAAAGUGGAAAAUACAAUAGUUUACAAAUAU
This is a messenger RNA of Toxorhynchites rutilus septentrionalis, 1676 nucleotides long. Its product is annotated as odorant receptor coreceptor-like. Lineage: Eukaryota; Metazoa; Arthropoda; Insecta; Diptera; Culicidae. Bases 1105 to 1476 code for a protein of 123 amino acids. The record is from RefSeq and is a predicted model, not a curated record. Gene Ontology annotation, biological process: detection of chemical stimulus involved in sensory perception of smell; sensory perception of smell. Gene Ontology annotation, molecular function: odorant binding; olfactory receptor activity. The transcript has 4 exons. Gene Ontology annotation, cellular component: plasma membrane.